This is a messenger RNA of Geosmithia morbida, 1281 nucleotides long. RefSeq lists its product as uncharacterized. The record is from RefSeq and is a predicted model, not a curated record. Bases 1 to 1281 code for a protein of 426 amino acids. Lineage: Eukaryota; Fungi; Ascomycota; Sordariomycetes; Hypocreales; Bionectriaceae. The transcript is spliced from 2 exons.
AUGACGCAUCGACCCGACAACAUCGACGCCGAUAGCAAUAACAACAUCACCAGUAGCAACAGCAUGUCUCAUCACAGACAAUCUCGAUCUAGCCCUCUUCCGCCUCACAGGCGCUUUGAUGAAUCCUGGGUUGAGGUAUCAUCCCAGCCAUCAUCGUCGUCGCUCUCGAGCAUCGGUGACGAAAUCGUCACCACAGGCCUGCGGGUGGGAGGACAGUGCGGCCAGCGCCGCCGCCUGCCCCUCUCAAGGAGGUCGCUGCCCCACCAGAAUCCGGCCAGAUACGCCGCGAGCAGCCAGGAGGAGGACUACGAUGACAGCGACAGCGGAGACAACGACGACGGACACCUCGGUAGCUCCGUUGAGAACGUCCCCGCCGAGGAUGCCGAGUCUGACGACGACGGCGACGACGCUACCGCGCUCGGUGGCCGUGUCGAUGAGCGGCCCGUCUUCCGCCCCCAGCCCAACGCCUUCACCCACCCGCACCACCCACACACCCAGAGGAGCUAUUCUACCAACACGAUGACCGCGGAGCCCCACCCGCACAGCGGCCUCACCAGGCCGUCCUUCUCACGACGUUCCCAGACGCGCGUCCAAUCCGGCGGCGGGGCCCCCAACUUCAUGUCGCCCUCGGCCCGCGAGGAUAACGACGAGGCCCUGCGCGCAUCGCUGACGACACUCCUGUCGUGCGCUGCCGCCGCGAGGGGUCUGCCCAAGUCCAAGGAGGAGGCCGAGGCUCAGCGGAGGGCCCGGAGCGGCGUAGGCCCCAGCAACCAGCCCGUCGACCUGCGUCUGGUGCCGGAAUCCGAGAUGAUGGGCCAGGAAAACAAGUCUGACAAGCAGCAGCAGCAGACUGCUGCUGCUGCUACCGCUUCUGGACCUGACGAUGCUCGCAAGCGUACCUCGCCCGCGACGCGGUCGCCCUCCCGGGACGUUGAUGGUUCCAGGAAGUCCAAGCGCAGCGCAUCAGCCGGUCGGGGGUCACGCGCCACCAAGAAGAAGACGUCGACCAACGUGGCCAUGGAGGAGACGCUCAUCUCCCCCACCCUGCUCACGUGGGUCGUCAGUGCCGGCGUCGUGGUGCUCGUCUCCGUCGUGGGCUUCGGCGCAGGUUACGUCAUUGGCCGGGAAGUCGGGCGCCAGGAGGCCGCCGCCGCCGGCCUGGUUGGCGGCGCGGUGAACGAGACGGCGUCGUCGUGUGGCCGCGAGGCUAUCCGUGGAUCGUCCGGUACACUGCGCAGGUUCAAAUGGAGUUCUGUUGUGGGAAAGAGCAUCACUGCCUGA